Apaloderma vittatum (bar-tailed trogon) is the source of this 878-nucleotide messenger RNA. RefSeq names its product transcription factor COE2. The record is from RefSeq and is a predicted model, not a curated record. Lineage: Eukaryota; Metazoa; Chordata; Aves; Trogoniformes; Trogonidae. The annotation marks the transcript as partial. Gene Ontology annotation, biological process: regulation of transcription by RNA polymerase II. Gene Ontology annotation, molecular function: DNA-binding transcription factor activity, RNA polymerase II-specific; RNA polymerase II cis-regulatory region sequence-specific DNA binding. The transcript has 9 exons.
CGGAGUAGCUUUGUCCAGAGCUCAUUUUGAAAAGCAGCCACCCUCCAACUUGAGGAAAUCCAAUUUCUUUCACUUUGUUCUGGCUCUCUACGACAGACAGGGGCAGCCCGUGGAAAUAGAGAGGACAGCUUUUGUGGACUUUGUAGAAAAUGAUAAAGAGCAAGGCAAUGAAAAGACGAACAACGGCACGCAUUACAAACUCCAACUCCUUUACAGCAACGGUGUCAGGACUGAACAGGAUCUGUAUGUUAGACUCAUCGAUUCGGUCACUAAGCAGCCCAUAACUUACGAAGGACAGAACAAGAAUCCCGAAAUGUGUAGAGUUUUGCUUACCCAUGAAGUCAUGUGCAGUCGGUGCUGUGAGAAGAAAAGUUGUGGCAACAGAAAUGAGACUCCAUCUGACCCCGUGAUCAUUGACAGAUUCUUCUUAAAAUUUUUUCUCAAGUGCAAUCAGAAUUGCUUGAAAACAGCAGGAAACCCAAGAGAUAUGAGACGGUUCCAGGUUGUGCUAUCAACAACAGUGAAUGUUGAUGGGCACGUACUGGCAGUGUCUGACAACAUGUUCGUUCACAACAACUCCAAGCAUGGGCGGAGAGCAAGGAGGCUCGACCCCUCAGAAGCCACACCGUGCAUCAAAGCCAUCAGCCCGAGUGAAGGUUGGACUACGGGGGGAGCGAUGGUGAUCAUCAUUGGAGACAACUUUUUUGACGGGCUGCAAGUUGUAUUUGGGACCAUGCUUGUAUGGAGUGAGCUUAUCACGCCUCACGCCAUUCGAGUUCAGACACCUCCACGUCACAUUCCCGGAGUGGUUGAAGUGACAUUAUCAUACAAAUCCAAACAGUUUUGCAAAGGCGCACCGGGCAGGUUUAUUUACACAG